This is a messenger RNA of Electrophorus electricus (electric eel), 1786 nucleotides long. RefSeq names its product urotensin 1 (gene ucn1). Gene Ontology annotation, molecular function: hormone activity. NCBI's taxonomy places the organism in Eukaryota, Metazoa, Chordata, Actinopteri, Gymnotiformes, Gymnotidae. Gene Ontology annotation, cellular component: extracellular region. The record is from RefSeq and is a predicted model, not a curated record.
GUUUGGAAGGACUGCACGCUUAGUCCUGAGUCAGACCGCUUUUCUGUCAGAACUUUUGAAGCACAGAGGCGACAAAGGAGUGAGCUCUCCCGUCUGUUCAACAUGAUGCCUAUCCCCGUUGUGCUUCUGAUAGCCACUGUGUUGUUGACCACUCACAUUCCCCCGAGUGUUUGCCGACCCCGUGAUUUAAGCAUCUUCGAUGGCCAUGGGUAUAGGAAUCAACUUGACGAAGUGUUGCUGAGAGCUGGAGACAACGCAGUGUCCUACCUCAUGGGUGAAAAAAUUCAGCAGUACUUGCAAAGAAAUCCUGUGUCUCAAAAAAGUGUCUUACAUUCUCCUUUAGACAAUGCGUUGACGGCGCACAAUUCAAAGGGUCUCCCACCCUUAGCGCGCAGCUUGCAAAUUAUCGAAAAAGGACGCUCACAAGAGGACGAGAACAGUUUGGAAGAUCUCGGGGAGUUAUCUAAGAGGAACGAAGACCCACCGAUAUCCAUUGAUCUCACAUUUCACUUGCUGCGAAAUAUGAUCGAAAUGGCUCGAAUCGAGAAUCAAAGGGAACAAGCCGAACUAAACCGCAAGUAUCUAGAUGAGGUUGGGAAGUAAAGCCUUAUCUCAACCGAACAUCCUAGUGACAAAUUGGAACACCCAAGUUUCGACCCCGUGAACAAGAACAAGCUCAGCGCACUCUCAAAUCUCAGUUCUUUUUUCUGAAUUUGUUGAUACAGCAUUAUAUUCCAUGAUGCCUGGUCGCCUCUCUCUACGCCAAUGAUACUCUGCCCCCCUGUCAGUUUGCAAGUGGCAAGUUGCCGCCACUGGCAGGUUGACCACCCCCACGUCCAUGGACAAUUUAGUGUGUAAGGGAAACGUGUCAUAGUCGAAAACUGAACUCACUGAACUCACUUCAAACGGGAAGUCUCGACGGACAUCGGUGCGUGCACAUCUGUUGCAUAUACAACAUCUAACCUAGUAAAUGGAUUAAAUAAAUAUUUAAGUUCAUUAAUUUAAUAUUAUUAUGAAUGGCCAUUCUAGCUUUUUACACUUUAAAGUUAAUGGUCUGCCGGUCUACGUUUUCCUGGAUACAAUUGAGGCGUACACAUAUGUCAGGUCAAAUCCCACAGUAAGGUUUGGUAGGGUUUGUUGCUGGUGUCUAUUCUGUUUAAGUGUUUUCUAAGCCUCUGCAUGUGUCUAGAGCAGAGGGAAACUUUAAACAGUGAUGCCAAAAAAUAAAUAAAUAAUAAUGCUUUUUUGUGGCCUUAUUAUAAAUGUUUGACUUCACUUCUUGCUACCAUGUAUUGGUGUGCAUUUGUGUCCUUGUCACUGAAGCAUGUUUGUCAAUGUUAUGUUAAAACAAGUUGCUUUUUAAGUGUGUGAGCAUGCUGCCAUCCUGGGAGGGUAAAUAGUAACACUUCUUAUUGCAAAAUGACAUUACAAAUCAACCAUGUUUUGUGUCUGACAGCAAUAUGAAGUGAUUCAGCUAUAUUGUACAUUGUAUAUAUUACUUGACAUAAAAGAGGAAAAAAGCAUUAAAACUUUGUAUUUCCAGCAUGAAAAUGCAGUAAUAAAUAAUGCAGUUUUCUCCAAGUGAUUCACAAUAAAAGUUAUAAAAGUUAUUAAUGGUCAAGGAUAACACAAAAUCAGAUUAACUUGCAUUAUACUGUACACACACAUUUUGUGGCUCAGUUUGGAAUGAAACCUUGAUUCUUAGUAAAAUGUUACCCUUUUUUACUUGAAGACUUGAAGAUCUCUGUGCUAAACUGCAAAUAUAUAAGAAUAUGUGGUAAAUUCA